AAGCAGCCCAUGUUGCAUUUUUGGGCAAUUUUUAUCUAAUUACUAUCUUUAUGUCUUUAGAUACCAGAUUUUUCCUGCGCAUAUAUACUACUUCUUCCACUAAAUAUCAAAGAGGGACUUCAAAAGCAAAAGAGAACCAGAAGAGAGAAGACCAUUCACUGAAAUUUACAUUAAAAAAAAAAAAAAGAAAUCCUGAUCUGCUGAGAUUUUCUGAAUUGGACAAACAUGGUUUCUUUUCAUUUUUUACUAACACUUUUUGUUAGCAUUCAACUCAGCUUAUAUGGCUCCAACUCCCAUGUAUUAGGCCUAAAGAAGAUCUGUACAUUGUGCAAUGGGUCCUCAGGGGAACCCAAGGGCCACAGAGGUGAACGUUUAUCAGGGGAGGAGAUCACAUCCAUGCUGGCAUUAGGUGAACCCUGUGGGGUUUAUACCCUACCGUGUGCUCAGGGUCUUCGCUGUAUUCCUCCUUUUGGAGAGCAAAGCCCCCUUCAGGCACUGCUUCAGGGACGAGGGGUCUGCAAAAACAUCAAAAGUACCUUUACUGACAACCCUCCACCUUCAGACUAUCAACCAUCAACCUCUGAAAACACUGAAAAGGGUCCUUGUCGCAAAUUGCUAAACACAGUCCUCCAAAGUAUAGAUCUCACAAUCAUUCAUUCAAUUCCGGACAUCUACAUCCCCAACUGUGACAGACAAGGAUUCUUCAGGAGGACACAGUGUUGGUCAUCAAGAGGAAUGCAAAGAGGCCACUGCUGGUGUGUUGACGAGAAAGGAUCAAAAAUUCCAUCCCGUAAAAGAAGCGAUGGAACUAUCUUGUGUAACAGUGCCUGAGAAUUGUGAUACAACUUGACAUCUAAUGUAAAUCUGGACCUGAAACCUGUUUAGUAAGGACUAAGAGAGCAUCAGCAAAAGAGAUGAAAGACAUUGAGAACUCUAUGACUAUGAAGCAUAUUUACAAUCAUUCAUCUCCCCCUGGUUGUGAAAAAUAUGUUUGCAGCAUUAUGUGUCAUUAUUUCUGAUGCAUACAUUUAACAGAACAGUAACAGUUAAUGAAGUUACAAAUACCAGAUAGAAACAGACAGAAAGAUUAUAUACUCCCUGAGUCAUUGUCAUUAAUGUGGUGUAUGCCUGGUUCAAAAUGUAUGAACUAUGCAGUAACACAAAA
Messenger RNA from Labeo rohita (rohu), 1165 nucleotides. It is a transcript of the gene igfbp6a, whose product is annotated as insulin-like growth factor binding protein 6a. Gene Ontology annotation, molecular function: insulin-like growth factor I binding; fibronectin binding; insulin-like growth factor II binding. Gene Ontology annotation, cellular component: extracellular region. Gene Ontology annotation, biological process: regulation of insulin-like growth factor receptor signaling pathway. The transcript has 4 exons. NCBI's taxonomy places the organism in Eukaryota, Metazoa, Chordata, Actinopteri, Cypriniformes, Cyprinidae. Bases 226 to 831 code for a protein of 201 amino acids. The record is from RefSeq and is a predicted model, not a curated record.